This is a messenger RNA of Pundamilia nyererei, 1979 nucleotides long. RefSeq names its product serine and arginine rich splicing factor 2b (gene srsf2b). Gene Ontology annotation, molecular function: RNA binding. The coding region runs from base 278 to 928 and encodes 216 amino acids. The record is from RefSeq and is a predicted model, not a curated record. Lineage: Eukaryota; Metazoa; Chordata; Actinopteri; Cichliformes; Cichlidae. The transcript has 3 exons.
AGACUGCAAUCACCGCACCGUGGCGCUCGGGAGCGGAUUACACUCCGUUUGUUUUCCGCGUGGAAGAAGAAGCUCUAGUCGCUGCUGGCUCGGCGCGGUUCGGAGAAAUUUGUGGCGUGCUCUGUGCUUUUGGCGGCAGUAAACUGAGCCAGAUCCGCGAGAUUCUGCUUAAAUCGCUCCGUUCUGUCUCUGCGUAGCGUUUUGAGCCGCGCAGGCGCAAUCUGUGUUACUUUCCGGACUGUUCUAGGAGCUUCCCGGGCCUCUCGCGCCAGGCAGCAUGAGUUACGGCAGGCCUCCGCCGGACGUCGACGGCAUGACUUCCCUCAAAGUGGACAAUCUAACGUACCGGACCUCUCCCGAAGCCCUCCGCCGGGUGUUUGAGAAGUACGGCCGGGUAGGGGACGUCUACAUCCCGCGAGACCGCUACACCAAGGAAAGCCGGGGCUUCGCGUUUGUUCGGUUCCACGACAAACGGGACGCCGAAGACGCGAUGGACGCCAUGGACGGCGCGCUGCUGGACGGGCGGGAGCUGCGGGUCCAGAUGGCCCGGUACGGCAGACCCCCCGACUCCCAUUACGGCGGAGGACGGCGAGGAGGAGGACCGAGCCGGAGGUACAGCGGACGGCGGAGCAGAAGCUGUUCCCCCAGCCCGAGACGCAGGAGACGGAGCAGAUCCCGCAGCAGGAGCCGCACGCCUUCUCGAAGCCGAUCCCGCUACAGUAGAUCCAGGUCCCGGUCCUACUCCAGGUCCAAGUCCCGCUCCCCCAGGACCAAGAAGACCAAGGCGCGCUCUCCUUCCAGGUCUAGGUCCCGGUCCAGGUCCAGGUCCAGGUCCAGAAGCCGCACCCCUUCCUCCAAGAGAGGGUCCAGGUCGAGAUCUAAAAGCCAGCCAAAGUCAGCAGCAGAAAAUGGAAAUGAAACCUCGUAGAGUUUCGGUUAAAGACGUGUGACCUCCCGGACCGGCUCCCACGCAAGCACCAGAGUCCAGCUGUGAAAGGUUAUUUUGUCUUCCGUGCUUUGGUUCAUUUCCUUUUUUUCGCUGAUUUAUUGUGAUUUUGUUUCCUUUUCAUGUCCCGAUUACGGUUUAAAUGGUGUGUUCAGACCUGGAUUUAAAAAUGAAAGCUCAUAAGAUAGAAUGUUCCACUCCUCUCAUAUUAUCAUCUCCUCUCUGGCCUGUAUCACAAAGGUGUCAUAACUGCAACACAGUCACAUGUGUGAACUGAUGAAUUGUGUACUAUUAUUGCUGACAAAACUCAGGCCUGAUGGGUGAAUCGCCUCAGUUUCUAAUAUUAAUAAACCUUCUAUAAUAAUACAUCUGAUGUUUUUAGUUGAGUUUGGACACAAAGGUCUGUCCUUUGUGUCCAAACUGUCCUUUAUGAUAACAGAAAACCUAAUUUAAGCUUGAAAUUAGCUGUAAUCUCCCUUUGUGAUACAGGCCCACAAAAUAAUGCUUAAAGGAUAAUUUAUGUGUAGAUCUUCUUGGGGGUGGGGCUACGGGAAAGCGUUUAUACCUGAGCAAACACUGCAGGUCCAGAUUGAAACCCAGAGCUGCAGUCAGAGCCACCACAGUCCAGUGAUCGCUCUUUAAAUCAGCAUCUGAAUUCACUGUUAAAACACCAAAGACUCACAAAGCAGGUUAAAGUGUCUGUGAGUUAAAAUUCCAGUUUUUGUGAACGGAGCCUGGUGUAGUGUGGAAAGACGGCGUCCAUUUCCACGACCAGCGCAGCGUGUUUGGUUCGGCAGUUUCACUUCCUGAUGCAAUUCCAGAGAUGGCUGUGUUCACAGCUGUAUGUGGACUUAGUCUGCGUGGGGGUGUGGCCUGCUGUUACACGCAGCAGGUGACACCUCAGAUGAGCUCACCUUAAAGAAAUACAGUGAUUUAAAUCAGCAGAAGGAAAACGGUGAAGUCCUUUACUGCGUUUCCUGGAAGCUGCAGCAGCUCCUGAGUGACACACAAACUACUUUUUUUUAAAUUACUU